UUUUUUUAAACCAUUAGCAAUAAAAAAUGGAGCUAUAAUUAAAAGUGAAAUAGAUUAACCAGCGUCAUGAAUUACUCUUGUUCGGAUGUUGUUGCCAGCAAUUAAAAAUGGAACGAUAAUUAAAACUGAAAUAGCGGGUGAAAUAGAUUAGCCAGUGUUGUGAAUCACUCUUGUUCGAAUGUUGUUGCGUUUUUCAGCGGUUGCGCUGUAAACCCGCGCGGUGCUGUCCAGUAUAAAUACCGUUCGGCGGAUACAGUUUUCUUCAUUCAGUGUAUCUACCUUACGGGCUGUCGGACGUUUUCAGCCUCAGUAGUUGUUGCAUCCGCUCUUUAGCACUCAUUUUGCUUGCGCUAAACUAGCUUAUUAGUACAUUCAACAACUCAAUAAACCUCACGCCAUGGCAAGAAAGGAAUCCGUAUUUUGGCUAUUUUGCACGUUGGCGUUAAUGAUGAGUGUGGUCUUAGUUGAUGCCCAGACCUUUUUUACGAAUGGACGUUAUGGGAAGCGGUCUGAAGUUCGUUCUCGAGUCGCUAGCCGUUCGGCUGAUGAAAGAUUCUUUGGAGGGCCCCGAUUUGGCCGCUCUGGUAAUGGCGGAAUCGUUCUUGGUAACAGUGAACUGGACGCCCGUAAUCCGGAAAGAUUUUUCAUCGGGAGUCGCUACGAAAUCGUUCCGUCCCCGCAGGUGGAUGAAUCGACUUCCAAUAGCCAAGAAAAGGAGACAUUUCUUGAAUGUAAUCCAAUAGGGAUUGAGCAGCUUUACCACUGCAUUGAAAGAAAAAAUGGAAACGUCAAAAAUCAAGAAGGAGCAUGAAAGCUAAACAGUGUUUUAUCCAAGCUUUGCUUAAAAGGAGAGAAAACAUCGUUAACUUUAUCUUGAUGACUCUUUAAAACGCUAGUUCAUAUAUUGUACUAUAAUAAACGUUGUACUACAUUGUGA
Messenger RNA from Daphnia pulicaria, 937 nucleotides. RefSeq lists its product as uncharacterized. Lineage: Eukaryota; Metazoa; Arthropoda; Branchiopoda; Diplostraca; Daphniidae. The coding region runs from base 398 to 811 and encodes 137 amino acids. The transcript is spliced from 5 exons. The record is from RefSeq and is a predicted model, not a curated record.